AGCUCCAACAGUGGAGACCAUGUUGACAACUGUGCCGACUGCCAGCCUUGCAACUGGAGUAAUAAGUACAACAAUAGUGACAGGAACUGGGACUCCACCAACGUCCGGUACCCAAACUGGUGUGACUCGAACAGUCGAGACCAAGUUGACAACCGGGUCUAUUGCCAGCUCUGCAAGCAGAGGAAUAAGUACAACAACAGUGACAGGAACUGGGAUGACACCAAGAACAGGCACCCAAACUAGUGUAGCUCCAACAGUGGAGACCAUGUUGACAACUGUGCCGACUGCCAGCCUUGCAACUGGAGUAAUAAGUACAACAAUAGUGACAGGAACUGGGACUCCACCAACGUCCGGUACCCAAACUGGUGUGACUCGAACAGUCGUGACCAAGUUGACAACUGGGUCUAUUGCCAGCUCUGAAAGCAGAGGAAUAAGUACAACAACAGUGACAGGAACUGGGAUGACACCAAGAACAGGCACCCAAACUAGUGUAGCUCCAACAGUGGAGACCAUGUUGACAACUGUGCCGACUGCCAGCCUUGCAACUGGAGUAAUAAGUACAACAAUAGUGACAGGAACUGGGAUGACACCAAGAACAGGCACCCAAACUAGUGUAGCUCCAACAGUGGAGACCAUGUUGACAACUGUGCCGACUGCCAGCCUUGCAACUGGAGUAAUAAGUACAACAAUAGUGACAGGAACUGGGACUCCACCAACGUCCGGUACCCAAACUGGUGUGACUCGAACAGUCGUGACCAAGUUGACAACUGGGUCUAUUGCCAGCUCUGAAAGCAGAGGAAUAAGUACAACAACAGUGACAGGAACUGGGAUGACACCAAGAACAGGCACCCAAACUAGUGUAGCUCCAACAGUGGAGACCAUGUUGACAACUAUGCCGACUGCCAGCCUUGCAACUGGAGUAAUAAGUACAACAAUAGUGACAGGAACUGGGACUCCACCAACGUCCGGUACCCAAACUGGUGUGACUCGAACAGUCGUGACCAAGUUGACAACUGGGUCUAUUGCCAGCUCUGAAAGCAGAGGAAUAAGUACAACAACAGUGACAGGAACUGGGAUGACACCAAGAACAGGCACCCAAACUAGUGUAGCUCCAACAGUGGAGACCAUGUUGACAACUGUGCCGACUGCCAGCCUUGCAACUGGAGUAAUAAGUACAACAAUAGUGACAGGAACUGGGACUCCACCAACGUCCGGUACCCAAACUGGUGUGACUCGAACAGUCGCGACCAAGUUGACAACAGGGUCUAUUGCCAGCUCUGCAAGCAGAGGAAUAAGUACAACAACAGUGACAGGAACUGGGAUGACACCAAGAACAGGCACCCAAACUAGUGUAGCUCCAACAGCGGAGACCAUGUUGACAACUGUGCCGACUGCCAGCCUUGCAACAGGAGUAAUAAGUACAACAAUAGUGACAGGAACUGGUACUCCACCAACGUCCGGUACCCAAACUAGUGUAGCUCCAACAGCGGAGACCAUGUUGACAACUGUGCCGACUGCCAGCCUUGCAACUGUCGACCAGUGCAAUACCUUUGCCUACAACAAAACAGUCAAGGUAGAAAACUGUGAAGAAACAAUUCAAGUGCAAAGAUGUGAAGGACAUUGUCGAUCAGCAACUGAAUUCAACUUCGAAACAAGCAAAAUGAGUAUUACGUGCGAGUGCUGUCGGGAACUGAAGACUGAAGAAAAGUCAGUAGAAUUGAAGUGUGAAAAUGGAACUAGUAUGAAUUAUAAAUAUAUCAACAUUGAGUCCUGUUCAUGCAAAUAGUUUGAAAGCAUUGUGUAGAGGUCGUUACACAAAUAGAUCUGACCAUGAUUUCAAGCUAACUUAAACAUUGCUUGAAAUUUAAUUUUGUAAACAAAUUCACUAAUGAAUUCCUUUCAAUCAAUUGUUGCAGGAAAACAAUGUUGUAGGCUGUCAAUAACUGAACUGCUUUUUGAUAAGGGGUGGCUGGAAUAUUUGCAGCACUUCUACUGCAUCAUGUACAAAUCAUUUCAUAACCAGAAAAGAGAAUCAAUAAAUGUAUUUGAAAGUC
This is a messenger RNA of Callorhinchus milii (elephant shark), 2054 nucleotides long. Its product is annotated as mucin-2-like. The transcript has 27 exons. The coding region runs from base 20 to 1786 and encodes 588 amino acids. The record is from RefSeq and is a predicted model, not a curated record. NCBI's taxonomy places the organism in Eukaryota, Metazoa, Chordata, Chondrichthyes, Chimaeriformes, Callorhinchidae.